CGGGUCCGUGGUUAUAUUCGACUACAAAUACAGAUAUAUUAAAUAUUUCUCAGCUUUUAAACGCUUAAUUUUUUUAUUUUCUUUUGGCACAGACAGAAAACUCAAAUCUGCAGAAAUAAAAUGGCUGACCCGGAAUUGGAAGCGAUCAGGCAAAGGAGAAUGCAGGAGCUAAUGGCUCAACGUGGCAUGGGUAGUGGGGGUCAAGAUCCCGAAAAGCAGAAAGCCCAGGAAGAAGCUAAAAUGGAGGCAGAGGAACAAAGGCAAUUGAUGCUUACUCGGAUUUUGACACCUGAAGCACGGGCAAGACUUGCUCGAAUUGCAUUGGUAAAACCCGACAAGGCCAGAGGAGUUGAGGAUGUGAUACUGAGAGCUGCUCAAAUGGGACAGAUUGUCGAGAAGGUAUCGGAGGAGAGGCUUAUAUCGCUACUAGAACAAAUCAACACUCAAACGACUAAAGAAACCAAAGUAACAAUUAAAAGGCGGCAGAGUGUUCUUGAUGACGAGUAGCUUCUUUGAAGUCAUAUGAGCAGUCGUAUGAUUAUACGAGGCGUGUUUGCAUUACAUUAUGAAUGUUUAUGGAUUUUUGUUUUCUUGGAAACUCACUUCUUUUAAGAUUUUUAUGUGUGAUUCACCCUAUUUGUACUUGAGAUACCAUCCAGAAAAACACAAGUAAACCAACACUAAAUAAAAGGUAAAAUGAAAAA
Molecule: messenger RNA, 704 nt
Organism: Erythranthe guttata (spotted monkey flower)
Lineage: Eukaryota; Viridiplantae; Streptophyta; Magnoliopsida; Lamiales; Phrymaceae
Product: double-stranded DNA-binding family protein
Cellular component (GO): cytosol; nucleus
Molecular function (GO): DNA binding
Source: RefSeq, a predicted model, not a curated record